This is a messenger RNA of Adineta ricciae, 2046 nucleotides long. Lineage: Eukaryota; Metazoa; Rotifera; Eurotatoria; Adinetida; Adinetidae. The record is from the annotation of a GenBank genome assembly.
AUGGCGUAUGACAAAUCGAAGAGUGCUGAAAAUGAAAUAGUAGAUAAACAUGGCGAUUUGGAAGUUAAUGCACCGAAUCCAAUCAAUGUCGAUCCCCAAUUUAUGGGUGAUUAUCCGUUACCCAAAGCAACCACUUCAAAAGUUCCUCAGAUGGCUCCACCGACUAAAGCAACAACUGAUUCAGCUACCGUCAAUCGUCCACCGAAAUCUCCCGGCCCUGCAUUAGGUCCGUAUUUUCAUUUUCUUACAACAGACUUAACUAAGAUGUUAUGGAUGGGCAGUGCAUUGAUUUUCCAUCAUAUUUCAUAUCCUCGGCCGAAAAUGGAAUUUACUUCAGAUGUAAAAGUUGAUUACAAUUGGGAAAUCUUAUAUGAAAAUAUAUUCGACUUUAUUGCCUAUCGUAUCAAUAUUUCCAUUGAAUUACGCCCAGGAGAGGGUGACGACAAGGUCACUUGGGAAGUCGACUGGGGUGAACGAACGACGAAUGGUUCGUUUCUUAUUGCACGUUGUGAUCAAAACUGGCGUGGAGGUUUUUUCUCAUGUAAUGGCUUCGACUCGUCUGUUCCCGAACGGGUUGCAUCCGAUUUGACUUAUUCCAACGUUUGGAAUCAUCUUCUUUCUGUUCACGAAGAAACUCCAUUGCAUUUGUUAAUAUGGGGUGGCGAUCAGAAUUAUAUUGACUUUAUUUUCGAAGAUAUUCCCUUUCUUCGUGCUUGGGUCAACAUGGAUUGGAAUGAAAAGUGGAUAACUGAUUUUCGAGAUGACCUUCGAGAACAAGUCGAGCAGUACCAUUUCUAUACUUACGCAGAAAAUUGGGAACGUCGGCAAGAAGUGAAACGAGCGCUUUCAUCGAUUCCCAGCGUGAUGAUGUGGGAUGAUCAUGAUAUUUUUGAUGGUGCGGGAUCUUAUCCUCCUCUACUGCACGAUAGUCCUAUGAUGAUGGGACUGUUUUUAGCUGCGCAGAAAAUGCGACUCUUAUUUCAACAUCAUACGACAUUUGACAGAGCACGUGAUCAUCAGCUAUUCGGGUAUCAAGGAUAUAAUUUCUUUGCUCGUUGCGGCCGACAUAUAGCCAUUCUCGGCGCUGAUGGUCGGACCGAACGUGAUGUCAAAACAGUUCAUCAUCCGAAAACGUGGGAUAUGAUCUUUGAUAGGCUCGAAAAUGACUUGGAUGGUGUUGAACACUUAGUAGUAGUGUUUCCUGUUCCAUUUUCGUUCAUUCGUUUUCAUGUCGCUGAAUCAGUUACUGAACGCGUAAAAAAUUUUCCUAACAAAUGGCGCAAUGCUCGACUGAUCAAAAAGAGUAAUUCAAUUUUUAAUCUUCCAGAAUUUUAUGAUGAUCUUCUCGAUGAAUGGAUUCACCAUGAACAUAUUGAAGAGCGAAAUCAAGUGCUCACUCGUUUCCAACAAUUAGCCGAAAAGAAAAAAGUUCGAAUUACUUAUCUCAGUGGUGACGUUCAUUGCUGUGGUGUCGGACGUUUCCAAUCGACGGAACCCGAUCGACCAGCACCUGUGAAUGACGCCAAACUGAUGUAUCAAAUUAUCUCUUCCGCAAUUGUCAAUAUGCCUCCAUCUCGGAUGGCUAUUCGUGCCUAUCAUUUGUUCAAUACUUAUUGGAAUCCGGUCGAUCGUACGGAGGAGGAAAUAAUCAACUUUUUCGAAAGGAGACCGGAAAAUGCCAGAAAAGUAAUUCACAGAAAACUCCGUCCAAAUCGAAAUUGGUGUUAUUUCGAACGAAUCUCCAAUCUCAAUUCAUCAGCUGUCACCGUUGUUCGAAAACACGGUCUUCAUAUCCAUUCAUUUAGAAAGCACCAUGUUCUGCCAAUUAACUUAGGUGCUACUUCGAAUAAAGAAGGUGAAGGUAGCCAAAAGCCUCCCAUUCAUGAUCAUUCUCAUCGUGGACGAUGUCAUGAACGAAUUAACGAAGAUGAACAGCAAAUUGGAGGCGAUGUUUUACAUUUUCAAUUAUGGCUAGAAAGCGCUCGAAAACGUCGACAAGGCAGACGAUUCAAUAGUUACAAUUUACUUAUUCCGAAUCUCAAGUAA